ACACGGUUUUGUUUACAUCCACGUCACCAGGAAACACAUGCCGUGUGUGUCAACAUCUCUUAGCUACAUCCAUGGUCAACAUGCUGAGACAGGACUCCCAAGACGCACCUCUUUUUGGUGAAGAUGACGGCGACAUCAGGCAAAGAAAGUCCAAAAUUAGACAUCCACUGGCCUCUUUCUUCCAUCUCUUCUUCCGAACAAGUGCCAUCUUGGUCUACUUACUGUGUGACAUCUUCAGCAGUCGUUUCAUUGCCUGUAUGGUCACCAUCAUCCUCCUGCUGUCAUGCGAUUUCUGGACCGUGAAGAAUGUAUCUGGCAGAUUGUUGGUGGGCCUUCGGUGGUGGAAUCAAGUGGAUGAAGAUGGAAAGAGCCACUGGGUAUUUGAGUCGAGGAAGACACACAGUCUAAACACAACGUCUGGUGCUGAGUCACGGAUCUUCUGGCUUGGACUCAUUGUAUGCCCCAUCUUCUGGAUCGUUUUUGUGUUCAGCACCAUCUUCUCCUUCAAGAUUAAAUGGCUGGCUGUGGUAAUCAUGGGCUUGGUUUUACAAUGGGCCAACCUGUAUGGCUAUGUCAGAUGCAAGGUGGGGGGAAAGUCCAGCCUGAGAAACAUGGCAAAGAACUAUCUUGGUGUCCAGCUUUUUAAACAGGCAAUGAAGAAAUCAGAGGAACCUUAAAGUUGAAGAGGAAGAGUGAAGACACAUCAGCAGUGUAAUGGACACUUUAUAUUUACUUGCUUCCUGUUGGUCUUUUCUGAGGAUGUAUGGGUUUUUGUAAUUUCACUCUUUACAAGAUUUUGAUCAAAUUGAUUUUGUAUGUUGUUUCUCCCAAUUCAUUGACUGAUGAAUUCAGGAAUAAGUGCCAAAACUUUUUGGCAGUGCGUUAGUUCAGAGCAGUUAUACUUUUGACUAAUGUAAGGUGAGCGUGAAAUGUAAUCACGAUCAAACCAUUACUUUACAUUGCUUUGUCGCAGUCCCUAAUAGGCUUUAAUUCAUCUUAAAGCAGGAGUUAAUAAUGUUAAAAGGCCUUUCUGAUGGAAUUUGUAUCAAGGCAAUGCCCUUAAUUCAAGGCAGUUUUGUUUUGUUAAAUAUGACCUUGUCGGGUAUGGUAUGGGAGAAGUUUAAAAUGUUUUGAAAUAAGUGUUACUUGGUAUGGGUUUCUUAUACAAAAACUGGUGAUUUACCACGGACUUCUCUGUGAAAUUGUUGUUUCACAGAAAAAUAAAUACAACAAUAAACGUAUAACCAUA
Perca flavescens (yellow perch) is the source of this 1249-nucleotide messenger RNA. RefSeq names its product Golgi apparatus membrane protein TVP23 homolog B. Bases 72 to 677 code for a protein of 201 amino acids. Gene Ontology annotation, cellular component: Golgi membrane. NCBI's taxonomy places the organism in Eukaryota, Metazoa, Chordata, Actinopteri, Perciformes, Percidae. Gene Ontology annotation, biological process: protein secretion; vesicle-mediated transport. The transcript has 7 exons. The record is from RefSeq and is a predicted model, not a curated record.